Molecule: messenger RNA, 2024 nt
Organism: Cornus florida
Lineage: Eukaryota; Viridiplantae; Streptophyta; Magnoliopsida; Cornales; Cornaceae
Product: dihydrolipoyllysine-residue acetyltransferase component 4 of pyruvate dehydrogenase complex, chloroplastic
Exons: 6
Coding region: 239-1666 (475 amino acids)
Biological process (GO): pyruvate decarboxylation to acetyl-CoA
Cellular component (GO): chloroplast envelope; chloroplast thylakoid; pyruvate dehydrogenase complex
Molecular function (GO): dihydrolipoyllysine-residue acetyltransferase activity
Source: RefSeq, a predicted model, not a curated record
GUUUUCACUUCAAUUUUUUUCAACGAACUCCAUGACACUAGCCGAUGUCUGGGCGAUGUUAACACUGCGGACUCCACAAAGCCUCCAACUAACUCAACCUUGUCUUCUCCGCCCACUCUCUCUGAUGCUCACUCUCUUUCUCUCUCUACUUUUAACUAUAUACAGCUGAACAAACUCAUCAAACCCCAUUUCUCAGACCCUAAUUUAUCUCCCUCCUACCUCUCACUCUCUCUCUCAAAUGGCUUCUCUCCUUCAAUCUAGGGUUCCUACAGUCUCAUUCUCCUCAUCUCUCUCAUCCGGCAUUCAAUGGCGCCCCUCCGCCGCAUUUCCCUCCAAGCCCCGCCGGAAGAAUUCUACUGUCCAAGCCAAGAUCAGAGAGAUCUUCAUGCCGGCCCUCAGCUCUACCAUGACCGAGGGAAAGAUCGUCUCUUGGAUCAAAUCGGAGGGCGAGGUCCUCUCCAAAGGCGAAUCCGUCGUCGUUGUCGAGUCCGACAAGGCCGACAUGGACGUCGAGACCUUCUAUGAUGGAAUUCUUGCCGCUAUCGUUGUCGGAGAAGGCGAGACUGCUCCGGUGGGUGCUCCAAUUGGCUUACUAGCCGAAACCGAAGACGAAAUAGCCGAAGCCAAAGCCAAAGCCUCAAAUUCUUCAUCACCAACAUCAGCUCCUUCCACUGCGUCCCCUCCUCCGCCUGCUGCUGCUCCACCUCCGCCAGCAAAGGCGGCGGCUCCGGCGGCGACAGAUGGACCGAGGAAGAUUGUUCUGACGCCGUUUGCGAAGAAGCUCGCAAAGCAACACAAGAUUGACAUCAAUUCAGUAGUUGGGACUGGGCCGUUCGGGAGGAUCACUCCGUCAGAUAUCGAAGCUGCUGCUGGGAUUGCGCCGUCGAAGAGUGCCACUGCCAAUGUGGCUUCACCGGUAGCUGCUCCGACUCCUUCUUCUCCGGCCACCAGCGCCCCUCCCAAAGCCACAUCUCCUAGUUUUCCUGAACUUCCAGGGUCUACUGUCGUUCCUUUUACAACAAUGCAAUCGGCUGUGUCCAAAAACAUGAUGGAGAGUCUUUCCGUGCCGACUUUCCGAGUGGGCUAUCCUGUGGCGACCAAUGCUCUUGAUGCUCUCUAUGACAAGGUUAAGCCAAAGGGUGUCACUAUGACUGCUUUGUUAGCAAAAGCUGCAGCAAUGGCACUUGCCCAGCACCCUGUUGUGAAUGCUAGCUGUAAAGAUGGGAAGAGUUUUACAUAUAAUAGUAGCAUAAACAUUGCUGUUGCUGUGGCAAUCAAUGGUGGGUUGAUAACCCCCGUUCUUCAGGAAGCUGAUAAGUUGGAUCUUUAUCUGUUAUCUCAAAAGUGGAAGGAGCUGGUAGAGAAAGCCCGGGCAAAGCAGCUACAGCCCCAUGAGUACAAUUCAGGGACUUUCACACUGUCCAAUUUGGGCAUGUUUGGAGUGGACAGAUUCGAUGCUAUCCUUCCUCCAGGCCAGGGUGCUAUUAUGGCUGUUGGAGCAUCAAAACCUACUGCUGUUGCUGAUGCAGAUGGAUUCUUCAGCGUAAAAAGUAAAAUGCUGGUGAAUGUUACAGCUGAUCAUCGAAUCAUCUAUGGUGCUGACUUGGCUGCCUUCCUUCAGACCUUCUCAAAGAUCAUUGAAAACCCGGAGAGCCUGACAAUGUAGAUGAUAAUCGAGGUUUUGUUGAUAGAGAGGCUAAAUAGUCCUUGUCGAACAAAGUGCAUGCCAAGGAACCUGGUUUGCAGCAGUUGCAUUAAUUGUUUUUUUGGAAUUGUUAUGUAUCAUUUUACUUCACUUCUUUUUUGUUUUGCCGAGGAUCUCAGGUGAUGCCAUUGAACCAUUUCUGAUAGAGGGUAAUAAAUACUUACUGAACGUUUUCUAUACAAAAUUGAUGAGGAUUGUUUUGUUAGAAAGUGGACAACUUAUGUCACUUAAUUUUGUCUCUCUUUUCCUUUUUCAUUUGUCUUUGUUGACUGAUUUUAUUGGAUUCAAGCAUAAUCGAUGAACUUGUUCAAGUCUUAAA